This is a messenger RNA of Cydia pomonella (codling moth), 11013 nucleotides long. It is a transcript of the gene DIP2, whose product is annotated as disco-interacting protein 2. The transcript is spliced from 16 exons. The coding region runs from base 823 to 5295 and encodes 1490 amino acids. NCBI's taxonomy places the organism in Eukaryota, Metazoa, Arthropoda, Insecta, Lepidoptera, Tortricidae. The record is from RefSeq and is a predicted model, not a curated record.
GUUUGAGUAUGGUAUGUCUAAAAAAAUAGCUCAAUAAAUAAGAACAAUUACAUAGACUCUAGAUUCAGCUGUUGCUGAAAAUUAAUAUAUCUGAAGUGUCGCUAUCGAUGCGGUUGUCUAUGCAAGGUAACAAGCAGGGACGUCUAUUUUAAAUUCUCCAUUAGGAACACAAUCCAAAAACACCUUGCUUGACUAUACGAGUCAGUUUUUCAUAAAAAGAACCUACGAUAUUGGAGUGCCGAGAAAUGUGGUCACGAAAGCGUGCUAGUGCAACGCACCAUUUUCAUUUUUCUUUUACACUUGUUCUACUUUUAAGAUUCGUCAUCUUUCUAGGUUGUGUGAUCAUGUCACAUACAUUUGCUUGACGCUUUUUUCACUAAGAAAUUUGGAAUCGAAAAAAAUCUUUAUAAAUUACUUCUGCCCAGCCAUGGCCGUCUAAAAACCGUUGUGAAUAAAAAAAUGGAUUUCUCGCUUAUUUUAUUGUCAUAAUUGGAUGGGUGACUUGUAAGUACAAAAUUAAAAGACAAUCAGACCAAGAUAAGAUGGCUGCGAUUUUACAGCCUAGGCAGUGCAAGUGUUAUUUGAAACGUCAAAUUUCUAUGAAAUUAUGACGUUUACUUAAUACGUGCACAAGCUGGGCUACCAAAAUCGCUGCUUACUUAUCCUGGUCUGACUCUAGUAUUGUUUCAAUUUCGGUUCCAAUUUUUUUUGUGAAGUGUCAAAUUCAAUAAUAGUCGGUUGCUACGCCUUAUCGCAUAAAUUAAGUGGCCAGCUAAUUUUGAUGAGGUCCGGCAGGAGGCGGUGCAGCAGGCGCUAGCAGAGAUGCAGAACAGACCCAAGCCGUCGCUGCCCAUGCCGUCGAAGCGGACCUCCAUGAUGGCUAAGAGCCCGGACAGAGAGCGGCACGACCUUUCAUCAAGUUCAGACGAGGACUCCUGCGCGGGCGACACAGACCUCCCUCCUCCCCCCGAGCUGGGGUCACCCCCUGCGCGGCGGCCCGCCGCACCGCACCCUCGCUCACAUCCGCAUCCCCUCCCCCAACCCCCUCACCACCGCGAGAGGGAGCGGGAACGGGAGAGAGAGAAGAAACACGUGAGGGAGAGGACAGAGAUAGAUCUGUCGGAGAUGACACAUUUGCCUGCAUACAUCCAACCGGACGUAACACACACAUCGGCCGGCGCGCGACGCGGCGGUGCGCUGGUCGCCGACCGUGUCGGGUGCUAUCAAUCAGACGAUACCGGCACAGGGACCGGGCGAUGGAAGGUAUCAGCCAAGAUUCAACAGCUGCUCAACACACUAAAGCGGCCAAAACGGCGACCUUUACCAGAGUUCUACGAGGACGAUGACAUCGAGCUUGAGAUCGCGGCGAACCCCAAGGACCCCAACGCCCCCAAGCCCGAGGGUGGCACCAUGACCCCAGCGGUGGGCGAGCAGCUGGUUGUCCCCGCUGGGCUCCCCAGGAACCUGGAGGCGGCGCUACAGAGAUACGGCACGGCGUCGUUUAAAGCUAAUGUGGCUACGGUUUUAGACCCGAAUGGGAAAUUGAGUAACUCGCUUACUUAUGGCAAACUACUAAGCCGCUCGCUCAAAAUUGCGUUCGCGCUGCUCAACAAAUCCUUCACAUCGAAGGCGAGCAGCGGCGGCCCGUUAACCGGCGACACAUCCAUCAAGCCUGGUGACCGCGUGGCUCUGGUGUACCCGAACAACGACCCGAUUAACUUCAUGUGCGCGUUCUACGGGUGUCUUCAGGCUGGUGUGGUGCCUGUGCCCAUUGAAGUGCCGCUGACGAGGAGAGAUGCGGGGCUGCAGCAAGUCGGGUUCCUGCUCGGGUCUUGUGGGAUACAGUACGCGCUUACUUCCGACGCGUGUCUCAAAGGCCUACCAAAGACGUCCUCCGGCGACGUCGUCUCGUUCCGCGGCUGGCCGUCCCUCCAAUGGGUGUCCACGGAGAAGCUUCCCCGCCCCCCACGCGACUGGAUCCCGCCCCCGCGCCCCGCGGACGACAGCCCCGCACACAUCGAACACACGUCGGCGGUCGACGGGUCUGCCAUGGGCGUCAUUGUUACACGUCAAUCAAUGCUGGCGCACUGCCGCAUGCUCUCAGUAGCCUGCAACUACACCGAGGGCGAGCACAUGGUGUGCGUGUUGGACUUCAAGCGGGAGACCGGUCUGUGGCACGCCGUGCUUGCGAGCGUGCUCAACGGGAUGCACGUCAUAUUCAUCCCGUAUGCGCUGAUGAAAGUCAGCCCGGCUUCGUGGAUGCACAUGAUCACUAAAUACAGGGCAUCAGUGGCGAUAGUAAAGUCGCGCGACCUCCACUGGGGGCUCCUCGCCACCCGCGACCACAAGGAGAUCUCACUCACCUCUCUGCGCAUGCUGCUGGUCGCUGACGGCGCCAACCCCUGGUCGCUGUCGUCGUGCGACCAGUUCCUCUCCGUGUUCCAGAGCAAGGGUGUCCGCGGCGACGCGAUAUGCCCAUGCGCGUGCAGCAGCGAGUCUCUCGUGGUGUGCGUCCGUCGCGCGGGUCGCGGGGGCUCCUCGGCCGGCCGCGGCGUGCUGUCCAUGUCCGGGCUCUCGUACGGUGUGGUCCGUGUGGACGCUGAGAACUCGCUCACGUCGCUCACGCUGCAGGACUGCGGGCAGGUCAUGCCGUCGUGCGUAAUCGUCGUAGUGAAAAUGGAGGGCCCUGCGUACCUCUGCAAGACGGACGAAGUUGGUGAAAUGUGCGUUCUCUCCGGAGCUACGGGUUCCGGCUACUGGGGCCUACCGGGGCUGACGAACACAGUGUUCCGAGUGAGGCCGCUCGAUGCUGAUGGCGAGACCAUAGGAGAGGAGAGCUAUGUCAGGAGCGGGCUGCUGGGAUUCUUGGGGCCUGGUGGUCUCGUGUUCGUCUGCGGCUCCCGCGACGGGCUGAUGACGGUGACGGGCCGCAAACACAACAUGGACGACAUCAUCGCGACCGUGCUCGCUGUCGAACCGAUGAAGUUCAUAUACCGAGGGCGCAUUGCUGUGUUCUCUGUACGGGUGUUGAGGGAUGAGAGGAUCUGCAUUGUUGCUGAGCAGCGGCCGGAUUGUGGGGAAGAAGAGUCAUUCCAAUGGAUGUCCCGCGUGCUCCAAGCAGUGGACUCGAUCCACCAGGUCGGCAUCUACUGCCUAGCGCUGGUCCAGCCCAACUACCUACCGAAGACUCCACUCGGCGGGAUUCACCUCAGCGAGUGCAAGCGGCGCUUUUUGGAAGGAACUCUACACCCGGCCAAUGUCCUGAUGUGUCCGCAUACUUGCGUCACUAACCUGCCGAAGCCGAGGGAAAUACACUCAGACGUUGGGCCGGCGUCAGUGAUCGUGGGCAACCUGGUGCAGGGCAAUCGCCUGGCAUCCGCGCAGGGCCGCGAUAUGGGAUAUACAGACGACUCAGACGCUGCUAGAAAGUAUCAAUUUAUAUCUCAAAUCCUGCGAUGGCGCGCGCAGAGCACGUCUGAUCACGUCAUCUUCACGCUCCUCAACUCGAAGGGUGCCGUGUCCAAGGUCCUUACCUGCGCCGAACUACACAAGAAGGCCGAGAGGAUCGGCAACCUCCUCCUAGAGAAAGGAAGGGUCAACACUGGAGACCACGUAGCGCUCAUUUUCCCUCCCGGGAUUGAUCUCAUUUGCGCGUUCUACGGAUGUCUCUACGUGGGCGCCGUCCCCGUGACCAUUCGGCCGCCGCACCCGCAGAACCUCCACACCACCCUCCCGACAGUCAGAAUGAUCGUCGACGUCAGCAAAGCGACUCUAGUCCUCUCAAACCAGUCUGUGAUAAAACUGCUGCGAUCCAAGGAAGCCAGCAAUGUCCUCGAUAGCAAAGCUUGGCCGAUAACUCUCGACACCGACGAUAUGCCUAAAAAGAAACUACCAAUUUUAUACCGUGCGCCUACUGCAGAAAUGUUAGCGUACCUCGACUUCAGUGUAUCCACAACGGGAAUGCUCGCCGGCAUCAAAAUGUCGCACGCCGCAGUCACGUCUCUCUGUCGGUCCAUGAAAAUAGCUUGCGAAUUAUACCCCUCCAGACAUAUAGCGCUAUGCCUAGACCCCUACUGUGGCCUCGGAUUCGCUCUCUGGUGCCUGAGCAGCAUAUAUUCCGGGCAUCACUCGAUUUUGAUCCCGCCUUCCGAAGUGGAGAUCAACCCUGGACUUUGGUUGAGCGCCGUGUCACAAUACAAAGUGAGGGACACGUUCUGCUCGUAUGGAGUGAUGGAGUUAUGCACUAAAGGGCUGGGAAGCUCUGUGAAUCAGCUCAAGUCUAAAGGAAUCAAUUUGGCUUGCGUGCGAACAUGCGUCGUGGUCGCCGAGGAGAGGCCGAGGAUAAACUUGACGAAUUCGUUCUCGAAGCUGUUCUCGGCGUUAGGGCUCAGCCCUCGCGCCGUUUCGACGUCUUUCGGCUGCCGAGUGAACAUAGCGAUCUGCCUCCAGGGUGCCUCGAGCCCUGAGCCGUCUACGGUAUACGUAGACUUGCGUGCGCUGCGCAACGACAGAGUAUCGUUAGUAGAACGCGGCAGCCCGCAUUCGCUGUGUCUAAUGGAGUCCGGGAAGCUUUUGCCCGGUGUGAAAGUUAUUACAGCGAAUCCUGAAACGAAAGGACAAUGCGGAGACUCGCAUUUGGGUGAAAUUUGGGUUCAAUCGCCGCAUAGUGCGAGCGGAUACUUCACGAUAUACGGGGACGAGAGUGACUACGCGGAUCAUUUUUGCGCUCAGCUCGUGACUGGGAACACGGGUGAAGUUUACGCGAGGACGGGGUACCUAGGGUUUUUGAGGAGGACUGAGAUCAGUACGACUGCGAGCGCAGGGGACGACAGUUCGUUGAUGAUCAGAGACAGCGACACGGAGUCGCUGGCGUCGGCGUGCGGCAGCGUGAGCGGCGCGAGCGUGCAGGAGUCGCACGACACGCACGACGCGGUGUUCGUGGUGGGCGCGCUGGACGAGACCAUCAUGCUGCGCGGCAUGCGGUACCAUCCCAUCGACAUUGAGAACUCGGUCAUGCGGUGCCACAAGAAGGUUGCUGAAUGCGCCGUGUUCACGUGGACGAACCUUCUCGUCGUGGUGGUGGAGCUGGACGGAAGCGAUAGCGAGGCCCUGAACCUCGUGCCCCUCGUCACCAACACAGUCCUCGAAGAGCACCACCUCAUAGUGGGCGUGGUCGUGGUGGUGGACCCGGGAGUGGUCCCCAUCAACUCCCGGGGCGAGAAACAACGCAUGCACCUGAGGGACGGUUUCCUUUCCGACCAAAUUGAUGCCAUCUACAUCGCGUAUAACAUGUAAAAUGGUUAGUCAAUAUUUUAGCUGAUGUUACAUUUGACUUAAGCAAAAAUUUCCCUACAUUCGUAAUUCAUGGGUUUUUCUUUUUGUCAAAUAUUGUCGAGAAAACUUAACUCGAAUUUAUCAUAGUAAUUUUACGAAACAAACCUCAGGGUUUUAUUCGGUAAGAAAGAUCGCUAGGUCAAAUGAAAUGUUAGGUAAAUUGAUAUUUGGUCAACUAAUACCCGCGUGGUAACUUGUUUGGAGCAGUUGUCAAGUAACUAAUACAGUCCGAGGUUUAAUCCUGUGAUUAAAUGAUUUAAUGAAUUGUUUCAAAAAUCGACUAUAGCAACAUACAGCGACAAGAUUCCAAGACGUUACCUUAUCUUUACGAAGUUGUAACUUCUACAUUUCUUCAAGAUAUGUCUUGUCUUGACUGUUUGUAUAUGUAAAUUAGCUGUAUUUGACGACUGUAGGUACCCCAGUUGACCUUUGACAAUCUCCAUUUGAACAAGAAACUGUGACAGAAGCUGUUACUUCAGAUUUGUUAACGAAAAACUAAUGCAAUCGUUUGGAAGGCUUUUGUUCGGGCAAUAGACGGAUUCUGUGACGAUUGGUCCGUGGUUAGUGUCUUAUAACCUGGAAGACAAAUGUAUUUUUAUUGAUUCUACCUUUGAUUGCCAGAUAGAGAUGUCUUUUACUUUUAAAUUUAUAUAAUUAAUUGAGGUUUCGUUAGGCAGGUGUCGUAAACGAGAAACAAUUCUUCACUCUGUGUAAUUAAAACAAUAAAUAAGAAUUACUGAAAAUAUUCAGUAACUAGUGCUCGGCCCGAUCGAAGAAUCAGUCUAUUAGCUAUUGAGCGCGCCAUACGCAUUCCAAGCGAGCCCCAUCGUAAGGACCUUGGAACACCGACUAAAACCCCCACCACUUUGUAACUUACCAUUUUACCCUCUCACCCUUUCCAAAUUGGAAUUUUUUAAAACAAAUUAGCAUAGUUAGUAGUUUCGGUGCCGGCGCCUAAACGAUUUUUAAGAUUAUAUUUUGUAAGGUUGUUUAAAAGUUACCAGUUCGGUGUCAAAAUUGUUAUCUGACUCUAGAUUAGUUUUUUGAAAUUGAUAAAAUACUUAGUAUUUAGCUGAAACGCCGGCACCGGCACCGACCCACGCAUAUUUUACGAUAUCUAAGACUAAACGAAUUCUAAGACAAGUUAAUUACAUCGUAUCGUAUGUACGGUAAGCAAAAGCUGGCGCUUUAGUACCUUGUCGUAUUACGAGCUAUCAAGUGACGUGAAACGAAAAUCAGAAAUAGUUGAGUACGACAAAGCGCUAAAAUGUAUAGCAUUUUGAUAUUACCGUGCUUUGAGCUCGAAUCAAGAUCGGGACAAGACUGAUGCAAGUCUGAAUUCUAGAAAAGUUUUUUACUUUCACUUUAAGGUAUUUUUACCGCCCCUUAUUCCCAGUAAUGUAACUUGGAUGUGGAACUUUUGGAACAGUGACAUGGGACAGUGAAUUAACGCAUGAUUCGGGUUUGUGCAGUAAUUAUAUUUGUUAGUGUAAUUGUUGUAUGCAAACCUCAAAAUUGUGGCAUUUCUAGGUUUGCCUUAGGGUUUACUAGUGGUCCGAGGAAAAGUUUAAAGCCAUUUCAACCUUCAGUCGGUCCUAGGAGUGACCAACUUAUACAGUUGAGGCCGAAAUACAAACUGAUCAAAUCGGAUUUUUAUCAGUCAGUCAAUCUCAAAGUUGACGAAACCCAACGCUUCUAACGUCACAUGGAAACAAACUUUGUUCUCCAUUUACAAAACUCUGAUUUUAUCGGUGUACGUUUUGAGGGAUCAGGGAUCUUAUUUUUAUUGGUCACAUCUAAAAUUUACUAGUUAAAGGUCAAAACUCGGUUUUGAGUUUCGCUCGAGACUGAUAUAACUGCUGCAAUUUCGGGGUUUGACCACAACAUAAUGAUUAGAACUUAUAAAAUUAUAUAAUAAUUGAUAAUUAUCCGAGAAACAGCUUGUACUGUUUUUAUUAUACACAAUUAUAUUGUUGUGAUUAUCAUUCAAGUAAUUUAUCGUAGUUGUAAAUUUAUGUAUGACAGUCAGUAAUGAGUGUUAGUGACGAUAAUGUUUCGCAUUUAAUAUUAUAUGUUUAACUUUAGUUUCGCGGUUCGGUUAAAGUCGACAAUAACGAGAUGACGAUACUGGAAUCCGGUGAAACUGACAAAAUGAAAUUCUCGUACCAUAGUGUUAGCUUUAUUACGUGUUAGUUCUCGUAAUAAGUAGUAAUAAAUAGAAGGAAUGGUUACAGCUUACGCAUCAUAUAAGGGUUUCCAAGCACGAUGAAUUUCGUAUAGGUAUUGACCCUGUCUUUAUCGCACGCGUUUCGCAUAACAGUGGCAUUGACGUAUAAAAUAUCCAUGCGAUAGAGAUAGAAACAUGCGAAGCAAUGUACGACAUUCUUCGUGCUUAGUAUCCUUACUUUAACAGCACCACUCUUAACUGAUCAUUUGUGGUCCUUAUGUCUUUGUGAUAAGGUUCACGUAUUGUCAGUUGACAGUGUGGACUGUGGUCGAUGCGUCGCAGCUUUUCUCUAGAAUGUUAGCUUUACUUCACACUCUUUUGUUCCGUAGCACGGUUUGAUCUGAGUUUGUAAAGUUUCACUAGUUUUAGUUUCUACUUGAAAACGGAAUGUAACCAUUACACAUACAUAUGUAUGGAUGAAUUAAGAUACUUCUAUUUUAGAUUGAUAUAAUAUCUACAGAUUUAAUGCCACUUUGUGUUACUAAGGGCAUAGACAACAUUAUUGUUCGUAAAUAUUUUGACCAAUGGGUUUCUGGCUAAAAUAAGAAAGCCAGAUGGAAAGACCUUGUGACCACCCUCUUCAUUUUAUACGUAAAGAAUACCUUCCCAUUUUACAUUUUCCUUUUCAAGCUCAAAUAAAACCUUGCUAUGGUUCGUUGUGACCAGCACUGGCUCUUAGCUCAAUUUAAAUAAAAUUUGAGCCGCUUUCAAUUCACUUCGAUUUUGCUCAAAUAGGCGCUUAUUUGCACCUGUACCGGUGAAAACUACCUUAUCAAAAUCUUAUCCAUAUUCGUUUCAUAGUGACCUAUUAUAAGUUUUAUUACAAAUAAAUAAAAUCUAUUAAUUGGCACUUUUUAUACAGGUAUUGGUAUGGAAGAUUCCGGUAAAAGUCAACUUACAGUUUUAUAAUUUGCUAACGUGUAUAGAGUAACAAGCAAAAUUAUCUUCGUUAUCAAGCAUAUAGCAGCGUAAUUGUUAAUAAGUUUAGUAUUGUUUGUUGCAAAUAGUUAGAUUAUACGCGUCUCUAGGGUCAGGAAGCCUUGCUCAAGUGUCAUUUGAUAUUUAGUGAAAAUAUUCACAGUUUUGCCAGAGUUAAAAAAUAGUCAAAACAUUGGUCGCUAAAAUAAAACUGUGAUUACGUACCACGCCGAAUUCUUCGUGUUUACCCGCGACACGCAGACAUUCAUAAGUUUCAUAACUCAAGGGCGAGCCAUAAAUGGCUCAAACCUGACAAGUGAGUAAUAUGUGUGUGCGAAAUGGGCUUAGGGCUUGUUACAGUUACACUUUUGUCUUGCCGACUCUAGCUGUGUUUAUCUGUCAAGUGUUUUACAUCAUUACUAAGACCAAUGACAAUUUAUUCUGCAUUUCUUAAUUACUUUUGCAAGCCUGGCUCUCGGAACGUAUCUAAAGUGUCAAAUCGUGUUAACGUAAAUGUCAUUGCUUAUAACGUAGGUGUUCAAUAAGGGCUGCAUUUUAUCGUGUGAAUUGGAAUACGAUACGAAUUUGGUACCAAAAUUAAAUAGAUAGGUAUAUUGUCUAUGAAAAUUACUAACUUGUUUGUAUCCAAGAUGUAAACUAAGACUAUACAAUUCGUUGCGAUGAGGCGAGCUCAAAUUUAAGACUUAAAUAUUAAGUCACCUCAAACCACGUGCUGUUUUGUUGAUAUCUUUAAACUUGUGGUGAUAAAUACCCAAAAAACUUAUCUAUAGCAUUUCAAACAAACUCCACAUUUCAAAAGGCCAGCAACUAGUUUUGUAACUGUAAAACUCUUGAACUCUACAAUAUGGUUCAAUAUUUAAAUUUAAACUGACUUUACAUAGAAUCUAGAAUGAAAUAUACGAGUAUGAAUUGAGUUAAACCAUUUUAAAAAUGCCUGCCCAAAACACCUAUACCCACAUUUUAAUCUCGUUGACGCAACAAAACAUGUUUGUGUGCGUUGCGUUAUCGAUGUGAGCGCAGUUCCUUUGGAAGGGCGCACAGUUUAAAAAUGGCUUAAGUAUACUUAUUUCGUACGUCACCCUUCGAAUACCAAGUAAACAAUAGGCUUGGUUUGUAAUUACUACCGUAAUAUGUCUCAUUAUAAUAUCGAUGGCAGUGAAACCUUGUUAAAAGUAAUAUAUGACUUUUAUUCCAGUUGAUGUAAGAUUUUAGAUGAUAACGUUUAUUAUUGGAUUUCAAUUGAUUAUUCAUGUAUUCAUGUAACUUAAAUGUUUGACUGCGGUUCAGCUCAAUAGCAUUAUGCACAAUUGAAGUAAGUAAAUGUUAUUACUGUGUUCAAAAAUGAUGUCACUAAUGGCAGAAAUGGCUCACUUAGUCGUUGCGAGGACUCGCAUGCGAGUUUUAUUACAUUGCGGUAUUUGACCGAUACAUUCAAUAGGAUGUAUCUCACUACUCGGCAAUGUAACAUGAUUUGUAUGCAUGAAUUCGCUUCCUCUUUUUGAGCCUGCAGGGUAAGGGCCAAGGCUUCGCAAUUUGCCAACUCGACGUUACGCAAUUUCUCUUUUAUUUUUUAUCGCGCAACACGAUGCAAGCAUGUUUAUAAAUGCUAGGCGAUCAAAUUUAUGAUAAAAAUCGGUUGUAAUCCAUUCCAGACAUUUCUAUGCAAACAAAACAAUCCGUUAUGUAAUUUAUGUACUUUGGUUUGUUGCGAGCUUAUUUUCGUCUAUACAUAUAUUUAGAUCAUUUUUCUUUUUUGUGAUUAUUUAUUGAUAAAAAUGUAAAUAUAAUUUUGUUAUUUAAUUUUACGUUUAAAUGAUUUUGGUAUUGAUGGUUUGUUGUUUUGACAAGUCAGCAAUUAUUUUAAGGAAAUGUAUCCGCCAACUGAUUUUGUAUUAUCAGAAUUCCUUUAAGUUGUCACUUAUAAUAAUAUUUUUAUUGAUAAAAAUGUAGUCAGUAUACGGUAUAAGUGUACACGUAGUUUAUAACUCAGUUUAAUGAACAAACACAUUAUUUGUAAUCAUUAUUAUUGUAACUAAGUUAUAGAGCAAGGUAGUCGACAGUCGACUAAAUGCACGUCGCGCGCACUGCACGGAUAUUGUGUUCGCAUUUUGUCACUUAUCGCGCUUGGUAAAGAUCCGACACAUUCCUAAGAGUUGGUGCAUAAGCGCAAGGUGGCGGCUUAUCAAUUGCGAUAAGUGACAAGGACUCGACCAUAAUAGGCCGCCUGGAUCAACUAGUGUAAGACAAAACAUCACAAUCAAAUUAAUAACGCACUCAUAAUAACGUCUCCCGAUAAGUUAAUCUAUUACAUUAGGUACUGACUAUAGUUGAAACUUUGGAAACUUUUAUAAAACGCACAAAAUUGUUAACCUACAUUUUUGGAAGAUUUUUUUUGUGUUUUUUUGUCUAUGUAACGGUGACAGCCAAAGAAUCGGAAGUGUGACUGGUGACCCGCUUUUGAAAAAUUGUGAUUCUUUUCUGAAAAUGAAUUAAUAAACGUGCAUUCUGAUGUG